Messenger RNA from Symphalangus syndactylus (siamang), 1197 nucleotides. Its product is annotated as protein SON-like. Gene Ontology annotation, molecular function: RNA binding. Gene Ontology annotation, biological process: regulation of cell cycle; regulation of mRNA splicing, via spliceosome. Lineage: Eukaryota; Metazoa; Chordata; Mammalia; Primates; Hylobatidae. The record is from RefSeq and is a predicted model, not a curated record.
AUGAAUAAGCCUCAAAUUCACUUCUUGCUCAAGGGUGAAGAUGUUGUUGAUGACUCUGAAGUAUUAUUUCCUGUGGUCAGUGGCUGUUUCUAUAGAGGUGGGACUGUACCCAUGAAUGUCAAUAAGCGAAAGGCACAAGAACCUUGUGAGGGCCUUCAAGAUCGUUGCGAAGCCCUUGUAAGCAGGGACAGACAAGGCAAGGGCUUACAUAUGGGCAUGGAGAGACGAAAGAAAGUCAUAGGCAUUGCACGAACCCCAAGUCGUCAGAGUCGGAGUCAUACUCCAAGUGGUCAACGAAGGUCUAGAUCUGUGGGUAGAAGAAGGAGCUUUAGCAUUUCCGCAAGCCGCGGGAGCCACACCCCCAGCCGCCGGAACCGUACCCCCAGCCGACGGAGCCGCACCCCCAGCCGCUGGAGAAGAUCAAGGUCUGUGGUAGGAAGACGAAGCUUCAGUAUCUCACCAGUCACAUUAAGGCAAUCAAGAACACCCUUGAGAAGAUGGUUUAGCAGAUCUCCCAUCCGUCGUAAAAGAUCCAGGUCUUCUGAACCAGGCAGACCAUCUAAACGUCUGACAGAUUUGGAUAAGGCUCAAUUACUUGAAAUAGCCAAAGCUAAUGCAGCUGCCAUGUGUGCUAAAGCUGGUGUCCCUUUACUGCCAAACCUAAAGCCUGCACCUCCACAUACUAUAGAAGAGAAAGUUGCUAAAAAGUCAGGAGGAGCUACUAUAGAAGAACUAACUGAGAAAUGUAAACAGAUCGCACAGAGUAAAGAAGAUGAUGAUGUAAUAGUGAAUAAAUCUCAUGUUUCGGAUGAAGAGGAAGAAGAACCUCCUUUUUAUCAUCAUCCCUUUAAACUCAGUGAACCCAAACCCAUUUUUUUCAAUCUGAAUAUUGCUGCAGCAAAACCAACUCCACCAAAAAGCCAGGUAACAUUAACAAAAGAAUUCCCUGUAUCAUUUGGAUCUCAAUAUUGGAAAAAAGAAGCGGAUAGUGUUUAUGGAGAAUGGGUUCCUGUAGAGAAAAAUGGUGAAGAAAACAAAGAUGAUGAUAAUGUUUUCAGCAGCAAUUUGCCCUCAGAGCCUGUGGACAUCUCUACAGCAAUGAGUGAACAGGCACUUGCUCAGAAAAGACUCAGUGAGAAUGCAAUAACAAUAAACUGGAAUAAAUGCAUGAAUAAAUCUCUAGCAUCUCUAGCUUAA